Molecule: messenger RNA, 2311 nt
Organism: Ctenocephalides felis (cat flea)
Lineage: Eukaryota; Metazoa; Arthropoda; Insecta; Siphonaptera; Pulicidae
Product: myelin regulatory factor-like
Exons: 14
Biological process (GO): protein autoprocessing; positive regulation of DNA-templated transcription
Cellular component (GO): nucleus; endoplasmic reticulum membrane
Molecular function (GO): sequence-specific DNA binding; DNA-binding transcription factor activity
Source: RefSeq, a predicted model, not a curated record
AUUUUGUUGGUGGAAUCGACAACGAGGCUUGGAUUUUUCACAACUAGAAGCCUAUAUAAACAGUGACGCUUGCACAGGUGCAGGAGGAUACUUCUCGCAACAAAACGACUCUCUCAUUAAGAAACAUGAUUCGACGAGCGGCUUACUAUCAGGCCUGGUGCCGUUACAUCAAUUACAAACAUCUCCUGGACAGACAAAUCUGGAACCGAUUGGAACUUCAACGCAACAUAGGUUACCAGAAAGUCCGCCGGAUUCGGGCAGUGAACAUCCAUACAGUCCUCCACCUCAAGGAACCAUCAUGGCAGUCCAUUAUCCACAACCGCCGACUGCCCAGUACCAGAUAUUGGAUGACGCCCUGAUUUACACACAAGUGGGAUAUAAAAUUAUAUUUGAUGCCGUAUAUUGCACUGUUCUCAAAGAAUUAACGCAAUUUCACUUUAAUGCCAAGAUCAUAGCAUUAACCUUACCAGCCGAAGGUGUUGUAUACGCCGAUCUCCAAACAACCCAACAACAGCAGCAACAGCAACAAGCCCAGCAACAACAAGCAACACAGCAACUAACAACGGCCCCGAACAAAAAACGCAAAUUGACCAAUAGCCCGAGUGGCGUCAAAUUAGAACCGGUACCAAGUCCUGCCCCAUUGACCGCUCUUUGCUGCAGCGGCAACGAGGCAAACGAUGCAGCAGCAUUUAGUGCCACAGCUAACGCCUUACUGGUGGCAGCCAAUACGGGGGACAUGUCGCUGGAUGGACAUUCACAGGACAGACAGGUUCUUAACUUUUCUUAUAUGGAGGUUGAUUAUCUACCUGUGUUAGGUAUUCAAUGGACUCAUCCUUUGUCCUUACCUGUGUCAGUUCCUGAAGGUCCAACCCAGGCCUCUCCAAACAGUGCGAAUAGUGCCAAUGCAUCCCAGCAGACCUUCCAAUGCAUCCGAUUUUCACCAUUCAGGAAAACAUCCUGGCAUGUUUUGUGUGACCAAUCUCUGCGCGAACUGCCAACGCCGCACUACAGAGUGGACGCUGAUAAAGGAUUCAACUUCUCGCAGGCUGAUGAAGCUUUCGUCUGUCAGAAGAAAAAUCAUUUCCAGAUAACGUGCCAUGCUCAGCUUCAAGGCGAUGCCCAAUUUGUAAAAACAGCUGAUGGUUUCAAGAAGAUUAGAGCUUUUCAUUUGCAUUUCUAUGGAGUCAAAGUGGAAUCUCCCACGCAUACUAUUAAAGUAGAACAAAGUCAAUCUGAUCGCAGCAAGAGGCCAUUCCAUCCAGUGUUCUUAUCGCUCUCGGCGGGCGAGACCUCCAAAGCAACGGUCGCCCGUCUGCAUUUUGCGGAAACCACUGCCAACAACAUGCGCAAAAAAGGAAGACCUAAUCCUGAUCAGAGGUACUUCAGGCUGGUAGUAGCCCUGCACGCGCACACAACUUCGGGCAAUGGAACUGGUGGAGGUGGCUCGGAAUGUGCAGGCGAUCAGGAUGGUUAUCCGGUAGUCGCACAUGCCUCGGAACGGAUAAUUGUGAGGGCGUCUAAUCCUGGUCAGUUUGAGAGUGACGUGGAACUGUGCUGGCAACGAGGACAAGUUCCAGAUUCUAUAUUCCACGCUGGAAAAGUCGGAAUCAAUAUGGAUAAACCAGACGAAACUUUAGUUGUCCACGGUAACAUAAAAGUAAGUGGCCAUGUUGUCCAGCCUAGUGAUGCUCGAGCUAAAGAAAAUAUUCAAGAACUUGAUACGAGGCAGCAAUUGGAAAAUGUGAAGCAAUUACGAGUAGUAAGUUAUAGUUAUCAUCCUGAAUUCGUCAAUUAUUCAGGGAUAAUGGUAGAGAGUGAUACGGGAGUUAUUGCACAAGAGGUUCAACAAGUGAUUCCCGAAGCCGUUGCACAAGCCGGUAACAUCGUACUACCAAAUGGGCAUGUAAUUGAUAAAUUUCUAGUUGUUAAUAAGGAUCGUUUAUACAUGGAGAAUAUUGGAGCAGUCAAAGAGUUAUGUAAAAUGACCGAAAAUCUGGAGGAACGCAUUAGUGAACUUGAGAAAAUUAACCAGAAGUUUAACACAUUACGCCGAUGUUCAUCAUGUCGCAGUAAACAUGAUAAUGUUAAAAAGCAUAAAAAGUAUUUACGAACCAAGUCCAAAAAUGGCAAAUUUCUAUCAAGUCAACUGAUUCAAAUUAUAAUUGUUGUCCUCAUAUUCAUUUUAGCCUCUUGUUUAGCAGCUAUGUCCACAAUAUAUUUCUUCGAACAUUCGAAUCGGCACAACCGUGCCCAGCAACAUAUGGUGUCCACAAAUUUCUUAUCAUCACCAGACGAAGACAAAUCUGUGUGA